GAAAGAGCCUUCUUCAGAUCAUGCAAUCUUGCCUCUAAGAAGCAUCAGUAAGAAAGGUAAGUUCUAACCUCCAUUUUCUCUCCUUACUAGAUUUAGUUCUUCUUAUUCAAAACAGGCUGUUAAACUUCGGCACAACAUACAACCUCACUCCCCCUAUUGUUCUUUGAAAAGAACAUAAUUGCCAUGUUUAAGAUCAAUAACAUGUUGACUGUCAAAAUUAUGUCCCAAGUUCUAAAAUAUAAUUGUGGGGUUUAUGUGCCACUUUUCAAAUUCUUGGAGAAGUUCAAAAACCCCAGCAUGCCAGCUAGUCUGAAGAGACCCAUAUUGGGCAUCAAAUACAAUAUGUUAUUUAUAUCAAUAUUAUCACAAAUAAUAGGGACCUUGGGUAGAUAGUCCCUAGCCUAAGGAUCCCACAACCCAGUCAGACAACAGGUAAAGACAAUGGAAACAAAGAAACAAGAAGCAAAGAUUUAAGAUUUAAAAUGAACUGUGUCCAUAUAAAUAGUGCUGCAUUCUGAGUAAGCAACUAUUUUCAUUAGAUAGUCAGCAGUGAUUGGGUAACUAACAUAUAGAUACUAACAUAUAGAUACUAAGCCUGUGUCUGGUUUACUUAAUCGGCUCCAAUGACAAGGCAAGAGUGUUGGUACCUUUGGAGCUAAAAUUUGGAGCAAGAGCACAGUUAAGUCUUAUUGGGAGAAAGGGUGCAUGGUAUGGUUGUUGAUUGCAGUGGAUAUCCUCAUGUUUUUCUGUCCCACCAUGAUAUCCCAUUGAAUUGGUGUAAAGGCAUCAGUAGCACUUCAGGUUUUACCCUGAGAAAACUAAAACUGUUCUCCAGAAAUGUGUUCAGAUCUGCAACAAUAAAUGAAUUUAUUCAUUUCAUUCAAUACUGCCCUUUAUCCAAGGAUUACAGGAUGGUUUACAAUAUAAAAGCACCAAAAGACACAACAUAGUAACCAACAAAACAAUAACCCCCCAUCCCAGUACGUUGGCUGCAAAGUUAUAUCUAUAGCAACAUACCUGGAACUAAGCCCCAUAGAACUAAAUGGGACAUACUUCUGAGUAGAAAUGUAUAGGAAUGCGCCUGAAGUUAAUUGUCCUGCUGAAAUGAAAUGGGUUUGGGACUUUGCUCAACUCCUAUUGAUUUCAGUGGGAAUUAAGCACAACAAACUUAAUUCAACUACAUUUUGGAGUGGUGGUUGCAAUGAUCAUUUUAAAGUUUUCCAAAAGGAAUUCUUUUUUUAGUGCACAGUAUACAUGUGGCUCGCGCGCCCCCACCAAAAAAGCAGUGUCUCCUUCUAUUAGCCAAGCCAGUUUUAUUAUUCUGUUGCCAUGUACAGAAUUUAGGAAAUAAAUUAAGUUUUGAAUUAGGAAACAGAAAUAAACAGGCUUUCAGUCCUAAAGCCAGGCUUUAAUCUCAACCAAUACAUUUGUAUAGUUAUCAAAGUGCAAAGGCUUCAUCGGAUCUCUGAUGCUAAGCAGAAACAAUCAUUGACACACAGUAACAGAUCACUCCAUUUCUAGGCAUUCAGGAAAAGUCCCCAGCAUUAACAGUUUAUUUUACAGUAUUAAUUUUCGGGUUCAAAAAAGAAAAAUUCCAUCAAAUCUCCAAGGGGACCUAAGGAUACAUGUGAUCCUGUACAUCUGGGGCUGUGUACACAUUACUGCCUUACAAUGCAGCAAGGUUGUCCUGUUUCACUGUGUUUGAAACAGCAUUUGCACAUUGCUGAAUGUAUCAGAAUGGUUCGAUGUUUAUCCAAGUCUCCCAUCUAAGCCCACGCUAGUGGGAUGUCUUCAUUUGAUGAGCGGUUCUGAAUUUGGUUGAAGUUGGGGUUUUAUUGUGGGGGAGGGAAUGCAUCAAAACACAGUGCCUCACACACACAAAAAGCUACAGGAUAGCUGUAGACUGUGUGCACAAGGCUUCCCAAAACGAGUGGUGGGAGCACAUUGGAUACAGAGUACAUGGAAGUGUGUACAUUGAUUCUUAACUUAUUCUAAUGCCUGUUAUUUCCUAGUCCUUUCUACUGAUUUCUUUUUAAAAUUAAUUAUACAUAUUUUUGGCUCUGAGUUAUGUUGCAGAAAUUGUUAUAAGAAGGUAUAUCUGGAAGUGGCUCACAGAGUACAAAAUGCCACUAGAUCGCAGAAGAUAAUGAUUUUAAUUCCUGCACUGGAAAAGGCCUUUUGUCAGAAGGCAGUCAUUCACAGUACAGUGGUACCCCGGGUUAAGUACUUAAUUUGUUCCAGAGGUCUGUUCUUAACCUGAAACUGUUCUUAACCUGAAGCACCACUUUAGCUAAUGGGGCCUCCUCCUGCUGCUGCUGCGCUGCCACGAUUUCUGUUCUCAUCCUGAAGCAAAGUUCUUAACCCGAGGUACUAUUUCUGGGUUAGCGGAGUCUGUAACCUGAAGCGUAUGUAACCCGAGGUACCACUGUAGUUCCCUUAGGAAGAUGGCGGCGUUGACCCUAUUUGUUCAUGGCCUGGUCUUUUUCCUCUCCAGGUUCCCAAGAUGCUACUUUACUCUUCUCUUUGUUUCUGCGUUCUCAUUUCCAUUUCAUCAUCUUUAACCAAGGAUGAGCUGUUAUCAAAAAUUGCCAAUAAACAUAUGCUGACAACCAAGGACACUGCUUCCCUGAUUAAUGCUGGAAAAAACGUUUAUGAAGGUAACAAAAAGCCCUGAAAUGCUACUCAAAUGAAAUGAAAAUGUAAGAAGAGAGGAAAUUUGGUAAGGUGCCAUUGCUACCUGAUGCAGGGAUGGAGAACCUGCAGACUCUCCAAAAGUUGUUGGAAAACAACUCCUGUCAGCCCAGUUCAUUGGCCAUGUUGGCUUGGAAGCUGAUGGGAGUUGUAGGCCUAGGCAUCUAGAGAAGUCCCCCAUCUACUGCUAAUGAUCACUGGUGAAACUCAUUGCAAAUCUCUUCUGGUCUCCAUAGGGCUUAAGGUGUGUCUGCUAAGGGAGGGGUUAUGCAGCAAAGCCCUAAUAGAACUGAAUUGAGGCCAGCUGGCAAUGUUGCUCUCAGAUCAUUUUAGACUCUGGUCUUAAUGGUGGAUUUAUUACUUCAUGUAUGUUGUAAGUCAGCCCUCUUGCCUAUUCCGCAGAGCAGGGCCCUGGACCUCUUUCUCAAAGUGAUGGCGUCACUGCCAGUGAGGGGUAUUUAAAAGAUUUAUAAACUGCUCAUGUAAUUAAAAAAUCAGAGCGGGGUACACAGAAACCCAACAAAGUAUGAAAUGUACACCAGAAAUAAUACAGAUAAAAUAACACCAGAAGACGUUCAGCAAGUCAUCAAUUUAAAAAUGCAUUCGGAAAAGGCCUUAAGCGUGCUUCGGAAAGAGCAGAUUGUUGGAGCAUGUCUUAUCUCCAGUGGUGAUAAGUUCCUUAUUAAAGAGUCCACAGCACCAGUCCAAAAAUCUCAGCUUGUUGAAUUGCUUAUAGGUUUUAUUUAUUUCUGUCUGCAAGGUACUUACAAGGAGUCUGGUUCUUCUGUUUCAGAAUACAUUGCAAGGGACUGCAGAGCAGCUCACCUCCGUGGCAGGAAGCAAAGCGGCCUGUAUGUCAUCCGUCCCAAAUACUCUCCCUUGCUGGCGGUCUACUGUGACAUGGAGUAUGAUGGGGGCGGCUGGACGGUCUUGCACAGAAACAAUGUCAACUCAAAGACAACCUGGUCAUACCCAUGGCAGUCUUAUAAGCAUGGCUUUGGGGACCUGCAGGGAAACCACUGGCUUGGCAAUGAAUACAUGCACCUCUUAACCAACCAGAACGCCUUCUCUGUACGAUUUGUCAUAACUAACAGUCAAGGGCAAACCAAGUACGCUGAAUACCAGAGUUUUAAAGUGGAUGAUGAAGACAGUGGUUAUGCUUUGAGGCUAGGGAACUAUACAGGGGAUGCUGGGGAUUCACUGACCACUAUAGGUGAAUGGGGAACCCAUGACAACAUGAGGUUUUCUACUGAAGACAAGGAUAAUGACCGGAGGGCCAGUACAAACUGUGCACUAGAUAAUGGUGGCGGCUGGUGGUACGAUAACUGUUACUCAGCCCUCCUAACAGGCGACAUUCGCUGGAGGGGGUUGUGCUCAGAGGCCAUGCCCUGUACAUCAGCAUACAUCAUGAUUCGACCCAAUGGGAAAAAUUGCAACAUACCUCCAAGAUAUUAAUGAAUUGUUUCCUACCACUAUAAGAGGCUUCCUCUCAUUUUAGAUCAGCUCCAAAAACCAACCACCAAUAUGUAGUUUUAUAAGGCCCCAAGAUUUAGGACACAAUAGUUCUCCAGGAAUUUGUUGUAAACCCUCAUUGAAAGGAAUGAGAGCUACAUAGGAGCACAGUAGCUGUGUUCUUAGGCAACUCCCAUUCCUUUCAGUGGGGCUUAUCAGGAGAACUCCCCAGUGGUAUCUGCUUUCUUUUCCACCUACCUGAAACAACUGUUAAAGAUUUUGGCCAAAAUCUAGUCUAUGUAUCACAGUGCUGAUGUCAAGAGAAUUACAAUACUCUAUUGCGCAUUUCUGAGUGUGAAAAAGUAGUAGCUUAUUUAAAAGAGAAGACCCACAUAGAGCUGAAAUAUCUUUAUCUCUGUGCUUUUAAUGAAAAAUACAAAAAUUCAUUUGUGAUUUACAAAUACCUGCAAUAAAAGAGAGAGA
Podarcis lilfordi (Lilford's wall lizard) is the source of this 4626-nucleotide messenger RNA. The record is from the annotation of a GenBank genome assembly. Lineage: Eukaryota; Metazoa; Chordata; Lepidosauria; Squamata; Lacertidae.